AUGAAGGGUUUCACGGCUGCCUUCCUCAUCUGGACUCUAAUUUCUCUCAACGGCGGUGGUGGCCAAGCCUGGCCCACACACACAGCUUGCAAAGAUGGAAGCUUGGAAGUGCUCUACCAGAGUUGUGAUCCAUUACAAGAUUUUGGCUUUUCCAUUGAACAAUGUUCCAAACAAUUAAAAUCAAAUCUCAACAUUAGAUUUGGAAUCAUUCUGAGAGAGGACAUCAGACAGUUGUAUCUUGACAUAACUCUCUUCACUAAAGAAGAACCCAUUUUUAGUUACUCCUAUCCGGUCUGUGAAGAGGAUCUACCCAAGUUUUCUUUCUGUGGAAGAAGGAAAGGGGAGCAGAUUUAUUAUGCUGGCCCUGCCAAUAAUCCUGGAUUUGAAAUUCCCCAGGGAGAAUACCAGGUUUUGCUGAAACUGUAUAACGAAAACUAUUCCACGGUGGCCUGUGCCAAUGCUACUGUCAUUUGUUCCUGAGCAACUCAAAAGCACAGCAAUCUGUCUCAUGAAAACUCCAAGCUCCUCAAACUGCACCUACUGUAUAAGAAGAACCAGUCGACCACAGAGAGAACCUCGACAAGAAGGCUCACCAAAGGAGCAGCCACUGACUUUAGCCCUAGCCCCAGACUCCACAGAUGUAAUGAAGCACCAGAAAUUACCUACUUCUAAGCAGUCUCCUUACAGCCACCAAGCAGGCUCGAGGGUCCAUCCUUCUUCUCUAAGUGGUCAUCUCAUACCAGAUGUUCCUGAGGAGCACUUCCUCAGUUACUCAGAAUAAAGAAAGCUGUCCUACGAUUGUUUCUCAAAGAAUCUGAGUUCUGCAGUUAUAAUGUCAUUUCCUCCCGACACAGUUUCCCGGGCUGAUACAGCAUAAAUAGUUCUAAGAUGUUCAGGAGAUGGCAGCCCUGCCAGAAUUAGCACUAGGGAAAGGUGCCUCUCCUUAUGCUGGGCAAGCCCUGCAUCCUUGGACUGUGAGAGACGAGAAGCUGGUGAAACCUUAUAAAGAGUGACAUCGAAAUCUUACUUAACCAAACCUCAUUACAGCUUCAUCUCCAAAAGCAUGGUUAUUCUUGGCCUCAGCACAUAAUGGCUCUCAUUAAUGCAUUUAUUAAUUCACUCAAUGAACAACUGCUGAACACUGUGUACCAGGCCCUGUGCUCAACAAAACAGACACUGUCCCUGCCUCCAUGGAGCUUGCGGUCCCUUGAAAUUCUAGGAAGCCACAUGUCAACCAGUGGAUAUGAUCAUUCAUGUACAGAAACACUUCAGAGCCAUCCAUAAUGAGCAGGUUGCCUGACUGCUGUCAGAGAGCCAUUUUGGCAGCCCCAUCCUCUCCUGUCCCUGGAUGUGCAGAAUCGUAUGGUGGGCCCUUCACCAUCCUGUUCCCAUCUCCCCACUUUUCUCCUUCCUGUGUCCCUAGGCCCAAC
Pteropus alecto (black flying fox) is the source of this 1430-nucleotide messenger RNA. RefSeq names its product lymphocyte antigen 86 (gene LY86). Bases 1 to 480 code for a protein of 159 amino acids. The transcript is spliced from 5 exons. Lineage: Eukaryota; Metazoa; Chordata; Mammalia; Chiroptera; Pteropodidae. The record is from RefSeq and is a predicted model, not a curated record. Gene Ontology annotation, biological process: positive regulation of lipopolysaccharide-mediated signaling pathway; innate immune response.